This is a messenger RNA of Mytilus trossulus (common blue mussel), 4780 nucleotides long. RefSeq names its product ankyrin-1-like. NCBI's taxonomy places the organism in Eukaryota, Metazoa, Mollusca, Bivalvia, Mytilida, Mytilidae. The transcript has 5 exons. Bases 186 to 4007 code for a protein of 1273 amino acids. The record is from RefSeq and is a predicted model, not a curated record. Gene Ontology annotation, molecular function: protein binding.
CUUAGCAACUUGAUGUCAACACUUGUGUCAGGGAUAUUUUUCAACGACAACGUAAAGAUUUCUAGCAGCAGCGGAUAUAUAAAUUGAAUUUAACAAGAUUGAAAGUUGAAACAGAUGAUAAGGACCGCAUGGACUAUUAAUUAAGAAUGGUAUAAGUUUCAAUUGUAAAUAGAAAGAUAAUUUGAAUGAUGGCACCCCUCUUAGAAGAAGAAGAGAAUUAUGUACGAUUAGCUUUGUUAUUGAAAGGAGUGGCACCAAGAGCAGUCCGUACUUAUUUUGAUAGAGAAUUUCCACCUACUCAUCUACCUUCAACACUGAAUACAAACUACAACACUCUUCAGGAUUUAAAAUUAAAGAGAGUUUUGAACCAGGCUCAGUGGAAUCUGUUGUUUCCAACAAAUGGUGUACCCGUUUCUACAACAUUUGAUGUAACAUUGAUGAUUUGCUUGAUCAGAAACCUGACAUCGGUUACUCAACCAAUCAAUGGCUUUGACAGUUUACCACUACCAGUGGAGACAACUCCAGGACCUGAUCUAGCAAGGAUUAAAUGGUACAGGAAUAUAUUAGCCCAUCAUGAUAGUAACAAAAUGGCCACUGGUGAUUUCAAUACAGCAUGGAGUAAUAUAUCUGAUGCAGUAAGUAGACUCGGUGGUCAGCCAAUGAAUCAAGAGUGCCAAGAGUUAAAGGUUAAAAUAUUAGAUCAGUCCAAUCAAGAAAUUAUGUUGGAAAUCAAACAUUCACAGGAAAAGAUAAAAGAAUUAGGACAAACAGUGGAUAUUUUGGGGACAAAACACUCAGAAGUGACGGAAAAUCUGAGGAAGUUACAAGUUUCCCACAAUAGUUUACAGACUGAACACACGGAAGUCACAGAACUUUUGAGAGACCCAAUACCGUGGAACAUCAGAGAUCAAAUUAAAGAGGAAUUAAAAACUUGGACAGAAGAUGACAAAAUGUUUAUAGAAACAAAUGGAGCAAAGAGUGUAUUAAAAUGUAUCAAAGAAAAUGGUUGCGUUUUUGUCACCGGAAGUUCGGGAACAGGAAAAUCAUCAUUGAUGCGUCAUGUUGCUCUACGAAUGCAAGAAGAAGGCUAUGUUAUUUUACCGGUAACAAACCCUGAAAAAAUUAUCAAGUGGUACAAUCCAAGUAAGAAAAUCCUGUUUGUUGUGGAUGACUUUUGUGGAACAUAUACCAUAAAUCCUACAAAGUUGGAAAGCUGGAAAAAUCUAAUGGAAAAAAUCAAAACAUUGAUAGAAAAGAAACCAGUCAAAUUAAUCAUGUCUUGUAGACUUCAGGUUUUCAAGGAUGAAAAGAUGAAGUCUUUAUCAUUUUGUCAAUCCUGUGAAUGCAAUCUUUUGUCUGAAGAUAUACGUUUAUCGAAAAAAGAAAAACAAUCUAUUGCUGAACUUUACAUGAAAACAAAGGCUUCUGAGAUCAAGGAAUUUUAUGACAUGUUUGACUGUUUUCCUCUUUUAUGUCAAUUAUACAGUAAAAACACAAAUCUAAGAAUGGUAGAUUUCUUUCAGAAUCCAUUUACAGUUUACAAAGAGGAGAUAGAUAAAUUACAGACAGAUGAAGCACAUGUCAAAUACUGUGCACUUGCUCUUUGUGUGAUGUUUAACAAUCGUUUGAAAGAAGAAUGGCUCACAGAAGAUGUUGAUAAAGAUGUAACAAAAAUCAUAGAGAACACCUAUGAAGCUUGUAAAGUGGUGAAAGGAACAUCUCGAUUGGUAGUUCGUGAUGAGCUGGAUUUACUUACCCAUACGUUUAUCAGAAAGGAUGGUGAAGUGUACAGAACUAUUCAUGACAAGCUGUUUGACUUUCUCGCUUUUUACUUUGGCAGUGUUAUGAUUUAUUGUUUAAUUAAUAAUGCUUCAAGUCAUUUUAUUUGUGAAAGGUUUGUUUUUGAAAAAAAAGACAAAAGAGAUGAAUUUUUAAUAGAUGUAUCAGAAAGAUAUCAGCAAAUGUAUAUAAAUAGAUUGAUAGACGACUGGUUUAGAGGAAAGAUAGAAGAUGUCUUCUGUAACAUCAAUAUGGAUGAUCAAAUCUUCAGACAAAGAAUCCUUGUACAUUUAAAAGGUUUAGAAAUACUAAAACAGAAACAAUUGGCUAGUCUAUAUGACACACAAUAUCAAGACACUCCAUUAAUACAGAGUUGUUAUAUAGGAGAUAUUGAUCUGGUUACAUGGUGCUUAUAUCAUUGUACCAAUAAUGUAAACCAUUGUAGACAUUCUGGAGUAUCACCUCUGUUCAUGGCUUGUCAUAAAGGACAUACUGAAGUAGUACAGGUGUUAAUUACCAACAAGGCUGACAUUAAUAAGUGUAGAGAUGAUGGAUCAUCACCUCUGUUCAUGGCUUGUCAGGAAGGACAUACUGAAGUAGUGCAGAUGUUAAUAAACAAUAAGGCUGACAUCAAUAAGUGUAGAGAUGAUGGAUCUUCACCUCUGUUCAUGGCUUUUCACUUAAGACAUGAAGUAGUACAGAUGUUAAUAAACAAUAAGGCUGACAUUAAUAAGUGUAGAGAUAAUGGAGUAUCACCUCUGUUCAUGGCUUGUCAGGAAGGACAUACUGAAGUAGUACAGGUGUUAAUAAACAAUAAGGCUGACAUUAAUAAGUGUAUAGAUAAUGAUGGAGUAUCACCUCUGUUCAUUGCUUGUCAGAAAGGACAUACUGAAGUAGUACAGAUGUUAAUAAACAAUAAGGCUGACAUUAAUAAGUGUAGAGAUAAUGAUGGAGUAUCACCUCUGUUCAUUGCUUGUCAGAAAGGACAUACUGAAGUAGUACAGAUGUUAAUAAACAAUAAGGCUGACAUUACUAAGUGUAGAGAUACUGGAGCAUCACCUCUGUUCAUUGCUUGUCAGAAUGGACAUACUGACGUAGUACAGAUGUUAAUAAACAAUAAGGCUGACAUUAAUAAGUGUAAUGAUGAUGGAGCAUCACCUCUGUUCAUUGCUUGUCAUGAAGGACAUACUGAAGUAGUACAGAUGUUAAUAAACAAUAAGGCUGACAUUAAUAAGUGUGAUAAUAAUGGAGCAUCACCUCUGUUAUAUGCUUGUCAUGAAGGACAUACUGAAGUAGUACAGAUGUUAAUAAACAAUAAGGCUGACAUUAAUAAGUGUGAUAGUAAUGGAGCAUCUCCUCUGUUAUAUGCUUGUCAUGAAGGACAUACUGAAGUAGUACAGAUGUUAAUAAACAAUAAGGCUGACAUUAAUAAGUGUAGAGAUAACGAUGAAUCAUCACCUCUGUACAUUGCUUGUCAGAAUGGACAUACUGAAGUAGUACGGAUGUUAAUAAACAAUAAGGCUGACAUUAAUAAGUGUGGUAAUGAUGGAGCAUCACCUCUGUUAUAUGCUUGUCAGAAUGGACAUACUGAAGUAGUACAGAUGUUAAUAAACAAUAAGGCUGACAUUAAUAAGUGUGGUAAUGAUGGAGCAUCACCUCUGUUAUAUGCUUGUCAUGAAGGACAUACUGAAGUAGUACAGAUGUUAAUAAACAAUAAGGCUGACAUUAAUAAAUGUGGUAAUGAUGGAGUAUCACCUCUGUUAUAUGCUUGUCAGAAUGGACAUACUGAAGUAGUACAGAUGUUAAUAAACAAUAAGGCUGACAUUAAUAAGUGUGGUAAUGAUGGAGCAUCACCUCUGUUAUAUGCUUGUCAGAAUGGACAUACUGAAGUAGUACAAAUGUUAAUAAUCAAUAAGGCUGACAUUAAUAAGUGUGGUAAUGAUGGAGCAUCACCUCUGUUAUAUGCUUGUCAUGAAGGACAUACUGAAGUAGUACAGAUGUUAAUAAACAAUAAGGCUGACAUUAAUAAGUGUAUGAGAUCAGGAGUGUCCCCCAUAUUUAUAGCUUGUUAUAAAGGUUAUAUAGAGAUUGUUGAAUUGUUGUUAAAACAUGAAGCAGAUUGUAACAUUAAAUGGGAAGGACUAACACCACUAGAUAUUGCUAGAAGAGAAAAUCAUACUGAUAUUGUACAUUUGUUACAAAAAAAUAGAAAUAUUAAAAUUCAUUAGAAGUUCGGUGAACAUGAUAAAAUAGAUCAAUAGAACUAUUCUGCUUAUUAAUUAUAAUUAAACAAAAUAAACCUGUCAUCAUUAAAUAUAAUUGCUAGCUAGAAGAGAAAAUCAUACCAAUGUUGUUUGUUUGUUAAAGAGACUAAAUAGAUAAAAACUGUGAUGUGUAUAUUAAACAUAUAUGAUUUCACAGCACAUUUAACUUAUUGGCCAUAAACAUUACUAAAUGGAAAAUAACUCUCAAAAUACUUUUGUUGUGCAUUGUUAAAAACAUUCUAUGUAAUAAAACCAUGUUGCUUAGUUUUCGAUUUUGAUAUAAAAUUCUGUCUAAUAGCUCAUUAGACAGUUAGACUUGCAAUUUGGUGUACGUUAUUUUUGGUCAGUUUUGACAUUUAUAAUUGAGUUUACCAAAGCAUGCAUAGAUUCUUUUUGUCUUGCAACAAAUGGCAUUGGUGUAAACCUUUUUUGUAUGAAAUUUUAUAUUUCAAAAGGUGAGAAUAAUCCCUAAAAUGGACUGGCAAUUGAUUAUUUGCACCCAUUAUUUCCUGAAUAUAACAAGUGUAGUUGAAAUGUAUUUGUAUGUUCCCCGUAGGGGAGGGGGCAUUAAGUUUUACCAUUGUCCGUCAGUACGUCCCAAAGUUGGUUUCCGUUCUCUAACGUUAGUUUGCCUCAACCAAAUGUUAUGAAACUUACAAACAAUGAUAACUACCACAAAACACAGAGAUCAAGUUUGAAUUUUGGUGGCGUCACAUCACUCGUUCUAGAGUUAUUAU